Molecule: messenger RNA, 1827 nt
Organism: Tinamus guttatus (white-throated tinamou)
Lineage: Eukaryota; Metazoa; Chordata; Aves; Tinamiformes; Tinamidae
Source: RefSeq, a predicted model, not a curated record
AUGAUAUGUGAUAGGUAUGACGCCUUGGAGCUUCAAAGACAGACAAAUGAGGACACGGACCUCUGGUUAAACAUCGUGUCCAUCAGCGACGCGGCUGCGCACCAGAGCCUGAGCAGGGCUCUUCUCCGGAGCAGCACGUUCCCGGACGUGGUGGUUGCCUGCCUGCUGUACUGCUCCCCAUCCUGCGACAGCGCCGCCGCAGCCGUGUGGAAGGCGCUCGUGUCCACGCCCGGAGCUGCGGAGCGGGUGCUGCGGGAGCUGCUCAGUGUGCUGGAGGACUGGCUGCUGCAUGAGAUGGAGACGUCAGAUGGGCACCAUGGUCAUCUCUUCCCUACCUUCUGCCUUUGCAAGGAGGGGGCAAGAUUUGUGAACUGUUCUGGAGUCAAUCUGAGCGGAAGCCUCAUCUUUCCGCCAGAGACAGAGCACUUGGAUUUGUCUAACAGUGGCUUGCAUACUAUGCCCAGCCUGGCACUGAAAUCCCUGUGGAAGCUGCAAGUUCUCCUUCUGUGCAGAAAUGACAUUGCUGAGGUAGGAAGGGGAGCAUUUCGCUCUUUGGAGAGACUCCAGAAGCUUGAUAUCAGUGGGAACGUGAUCACAGUGCUAGGAAGCAGUUUUUCAGCUGGGCUCAGCGCUCUCCUCGAGCUGUCGUUGUCCCACAACAGGAUCCAGGCAGCUCGUUUCAGGAGCUUUCAAAAUUUUGAGAACCUGCAGAAACUCAACAUCCAAAACAACAACAUCUCCUCCAUUGAACCUGGGGCCUUUCGAAGCUUAAUCCGCCUGCGGCAACUUCACCUGCAGAACAACCAGCUGCUCAGCCUUCACGACGGGGAUUUCUCCAUGCUGCAGCAUUUGGAGAUUUUGAACUUGGAAGGCAACAGGAUCAAGACAAUUGGCCCUGGUGUCUUCACAUCCUUGAGUAGCCUCACCGUCCUGAACUUGGAGCAUAACUGCAUUGAGCACAUCAGGUUCAAAACCUUCCUAAGCCUGCAGACCGCUGGGACACACAUUCUGCUUUCUGACAACCCUUGGUUCUGUGACUGCGACCUACAGAGGGUCUUUGCCAAGCUGCAUAGUGUCCAGCGUCUGGUCCUAGACCACUAUGAGAACAUGACGUGUACAGAGCCAGCAGUGCUGAGGAACAUCCCACUGGCCUCUGUGGACACCCAGCUCUGUGCUGCAGAGAUGGCAACUGUGCUCAUUAUCACCAUCACGGUGCUUGUCAGUGUUGUGGCUGCCAUCGUGAUGGCAGAGCGAAACAGGAGGAGAAGGACAGGCAAGCACUGGAGUGAAGACAACGAGCUCUCUUACAGCAUACAUUGGUGUCCCCUGCGGCGGCCGCUGCUGCUCGGGCUCUUUGUCCUGCUGGUCCCCGCCACUUUCCAGGAGCCCGGUAACCUCGACGUCCCCUUCCUCCCAGUGAAGCGUUUCCGGCUGCUCUUCCCAAUGUUUUUGCCAGUCGGCUCCAGCUGCGGGUCUGGGCCGGCCGGCUUCCCGCGGGCUGGCCCUGGGCCGCCUCCGCGACGGGUCUCCCGACAGAAUCCCACGGCGCAAGAUUUUGGAGGGGAAGGCAGAGCGCUGACUGCCAGAGGGCUUCCUGGCGGGGCUCCUCCUGGAGAGGGGAUGUCAGAUGAGGACAGGAGCCGGCGGGGAGCGCGGAUGGCUGCAGCUGGAGGCUCCUUGGCCGUCUGGGAAGCUGGCCUGACCUCCGAGAAGGCCGGAGCCGCCCUGCGCAGGGGAGCAGGUUUCUGCGGGCUGGCCCCGCAGGUUUCUGCGGGCUGCCCCGAGCUGGGCCAGGCAACAGGAUCCGUGUCCACAAGCAGCCUGUGA